AUGUACGUGUGCGCGCCCGCGUUUAUGGCCACUAGCCAAUUCGGAAAGAGACGUCCAUCGGCUUUCUCUGCGUCCCUCACAAGUCGGUCAGCUCUCCAAUCCUUACACCGGGUGAGCGCUCAAGCCCGUGAACACAACUUUUUCGAAGGCGGCCUUACCCACGAUUGGAUAACGCAUUACGAAAAACAAAUCUCCUCCGACCAGUCAUGUCUGAACGAAUGGAACGCUAUGGAUUCGAUUGAAUCGCGUCGUCCUCCGUCACCCGAUUCACUGAGAACAAAACCCAGCGAACGCGAAGAAACUGAACGCGUGAUACGCAGUGCCCUGAAAGAAAUCAUGAUGAGCGUAGACCUAGAUGAAGUGACGUCCAAGUUCAUUAGGGGUCGUUUGGAGGAAACGCUAGACAUGGAUCUAGGUGAAUACAAACCGUUCAUCGACCAAGAAAUGCUCACCGUGUUGGGCCAGAUGGAUGCGGCAACGCGAAUAUUCCCUCACGUUUACCUUGGUUCCGAGUGGAAUGCAUCGAACCUCGACGAACUCAGCCGUAACGGUGUACGACACAUACUGAAUGUGACGAGAGAAAUUGACAAUUUCUUCCCUGGCUCGUUCAACUAUCUCAACGUUAGGGUAUACGACGAUGAUAAGACUGAUUUAUUAAAGCACUGGGACAACACCUAUAAAUACAUCACAAAAGCCGAACAAGAAGGCUCUAAAGUCUUGGUACAUUGCAAGAUGGGCGUCAGUCGGUCUGCGAGCGUCGUAAUAGCAUACGCUAUGAAAGCUUACAACUGGUCUUUCAAAAAAGCGCUCGACCACGUUCAGUCUAAACGCACCUGCAUUAAACCUAACAAGCAUUUCAUCCUACAGCUAGAGACUUAUCAAGGAAUAUUGGCCGCGAUGAAAAACCGCGAGAAAUUACAGCGCUCCAAAUCUGAGACAAACUUGGUGGCCACGUCAGGCCUCAUCACGCCCCCAAAUUCGCCGAAAAAGGCUUUGGACACCCCGAGGUCCCAGAGCGAAGGUGACAAAGACGCCACGCCACCCGAUCGGUUAGACAAAGAAAAUGAACCAGUCGUGCCUAGUCCGCCGACACGAUUGAUGCCUCCAAAGUUAUUAGACAUCAGUGGAUACGAUUUAAUGAAGUGCGGCGGAAGACCAAAGUCAUGGUCACCAGAAAAUAACUUCGCCACUGACAUUUUAACCAGCUCUACGUUAUUGUCUCAGUCGUUGGAGAAAAUUAACACGGAUAAGAUCACUGUCGAAGUGGAAGUAGAAGUACCGAAUAUUCCACCGGCACCACCGUUGCCUCCAUUCGAAGCCCAUAAGUACAACGUCAGUGUGUUCAUGCCCUGCGGAAACGGUCUAAGAUCGUAUAGUGUGUCGCAGAACAAAAUCGUUCAAUUGCAACCAGCUACACCACCACCCCCCAGACCAUCGUCGGUUAAGCUCCGAGUCAACGAACUGGAGUCUAGCGGCAUUAGCAACAGUUGCAGCGGCAGCAUCACUAGCAGCAGCACCGGUGGUUGCACGUCUAGUCCGGACCGCAAAUCGACGACGGACCCGGGCCGGAAUCUGGUGCUGAACCUCACCACCCAGUUUGAGGGCGUAGUGGCCUCGUCGAGCGCGGCCAAUUCCCCUUCCGACGACAACGUUCUAGUCAACAAACCCUUACCCGCCGAAUCGCCGAAGUUCAGUCGGAUAGCCGUCAACCGACCUCCCUCGAUCGCCGUUUGUACCGCACAGAAACGGGACGGCGGCGAUCUGUUCUCGUCCAGGCUGGACAGGGUGUUUGAACGCGAGGAACGCAAACAGUGUCGCGAACCUCUCGACCAUCAAUCGACAGCGGUGGUGAGCGCCGGUGACGUGUCCCGGCAGAACUCUUGGAGCUCGUACGACAGCGCUGUCGUACUGCGUGACGUCAUAUCCAGACACAGUUCUUGGGGCUCUUGCGACACGCGCACCUUGCCGUCCAGGAACAGUUCGUGGGGCUCGUACGACGUUCGGCCGACUAUGCAGUACGUCAGCGAACGCGGCGAGAAGCCGGUCGUAAACUCCACUGCCGCCGCAGCCGUCCCUAAAACGGCCGCGGACGAACCGUGUUACCGGCCGGCCAAGAGGCCUAAGCAAAAAGACCAGCAAAAGCUACUGCUGCCCAAUUGCUAUUCGAGUUCACCGACGCUAGGCCUGCAGGGCGCUUCGCACAAGCUGGCCAACCGGGCGACCGCGUCCCAGCCAAACAUAUCCGGUCUUGGCAACACCGCCGUCACCGCCUCGUGCAACAACAAGCACAGCAGCCUGGUAAGGAGUUUGAAAGAGGAGUUCGAGGCCAAGGCAGGCGACGUGGUUGAAAAACCUUCGCGGAAGAACAGCAGUGGCGGAGGCGGUGGGAGUUCGGCCGAGGACGACGGCACCGGCACCGAACACGUCAAGAGCCUGCCCACGUCACCGGUUAGCGAACAUCCAAAGGUCACGCAACGACCCAGUCCGGCCGCUUCAAUGGAGGACUUAUCGGUCAGGAAACUUGUUGGCAAGUACGAAAACGGCAGGGCCCGGUCCAAGACGUUCGUGCAGGACAGCGGUUGUCCGCGCAAUCCACACUACCAACAGCCGCCGGUGCCGCCACGCGUGUCCAGCCUGGACGUGACUGCGAUCGGGCCGCGAAAGUUCGAGUGUAAUCCUGUCGUCAAGACGGUCGUGUUGCCCAUACAGCAGAGCGACAUCCGCGCAUCCGUCAACAGGGCGGCCAACAACAAACUACAACAGGGAAAAUCGCAUCCUCUGACGAAAUUGUCGUUCAAAUAG
Macrosiphum euphorbiae (potato aphid) is the source of this 2802-nucleotide messenger RNA. NCBI's taxonomy places the organism in Eukaryota, Metazoa, Arthropoda, Insecta, Hemiptera, Aphididae. The record is from the annotation of a GenBank genome assembly.